This is a messenger RNA of Pseudonaja textilis, 1229 nucleotides long. RefSeq names its product glycerophosphodiester phosphodiesterase domain containing 1 (gene GDPD1). Gene Ontology annotation, cellular component: endoplasmic reticulum membrane. The record is from RefSeq and is a predicted model, not a curated record. Gene Ontology annotation, molecular function: phosphoric diester hydrolase activity; phosphatidylcholine lysophospholipase A1 activity. Gene Ontology annotation, biological process: N-acylethanolamine metabolic process; glycerophospholipid catabolic process. Lineage: Eukaryota; Metazoa; Chordata; Lepidosauria; Squamata; Elapidae.
GGGCGCCGCGUGGUGGCGAGUCUCCUCGGGUUGCCGGCUUGCAGAAGGGCCGGGGGAGGCGAGGCUGUCGGUCGUCCGUGCGGUGGGUCGCUCUCGGCGCGGCCAUGUCGACCGUUUUCUACCUCCUCACCACACUGAUCGGCUAUCUCCUCACCUCCGUUCUGCUGUUGAAAUUUCCCGGCUUGCUCCACCGGCGCAAACGCCACCGGUUUCGGUGCCGGCACAUCUCCCACCGCGGAGGUGCAGGAGAGAAUCUCGAGAAUACCAUGGCAGCAUUUCGUCAUGCCGUCAACGUGGGCACCGAUAUGUUGGAACUUGACUGCCAUUUGACCAAGGAUGGACAAGUGGUGGUUUUGCACGACGAGAAUCUGAAACAGUCAACUGGGGUGGACGUCAAUAUAUCAGACCUCAAAUACUCAGAACUCCCUCUGUAUCACUGCAAGUUGGAGGUCACAUUCCAGAAAGCGGCAACCCAAUUCUGCUUGUUUACAUCAGAAUGCCAUUGCGAAGGUGAAGACAAACGCAUCCCUCUCCUUCAAGAGGUGUUUGAGGCCUUUCCCCACACGCCGGUCAACAUUGACAUCAAGGUGAACAACGACCUGCUGAUUAAAAAGGUUUCCGAGUUGGUGAGCUCUUACAAACGAGAACAUUUGACGGUUUGGGGCAGCGUCAGCCAUGAGGUUGUGGAAAAGUGUCACAAAGAGAACUGCCACAUCCCCAUCCUUUUCUGCUUGCGCCGUGUCCUCCUCCUCCUCGGUCUCUUCUACACUGGCCUUCUUCCUUUCUUUCCGAUCACGGAGGACUUCCUGGAGAUCCCCAUGCCUUCCAUCAUUCUCAAGCUGAAAGAAGUAGAGAAGAUUUCAAAGAGUGAGCGAUUCACCAUAUGGCUUAUUGACGUAUUAUUAAUGAGGAAAACCUUAUUUGAUCAUCUUACUGCUCGAGGAAUUCAGGUCUACAUCUGGGUGCUGAACGAAGACCAGGAAUACAAGCGAGCCUUCGACCUGGGGGCCACCGGCGUGAUGACCGACUACCCCACCAAGCUGAAGGAAUUCCUCCACAACUAUCCGGCAUGAAGCCAGGCAGAGCUGCCCCCAUUGUUUUUCGGAGGAGGGAUCAGAAGAGACCCAACCGAACCCAAGGAGAGGAUCCACCCUCCCCUCGGAGUGGAGUGGGUUUUUUUUACAGCCAACGUCCACCCGCCGUCGCACAAUUACAACCCGACAACUUGG